AUGAGUUGGUUCAACGCUGCUCACCUGUCCAGCUUCGCUAAACAAGCUCUGACAACAGCUCAGAAGUCCAUCGACCGAGUGCUGGACAUAAAAGAAGAGGACCAAUGGAGUGACACAGUUGUGAUGCCUUAUGAUGAUUUGCCAGGAAAAACACCGUUAAGCGGAGGAUGGGGGAUGACACAAUGGGAUGAACCUCCAGAGGAGAAGACCAAGAUCCCUCCUCCUUCAUCAGAAGCCAUCACUACUCCUGUCACCCGCACCGUUGUUGAUGAAUCAGAAAACUUUUUCAGUGCCUUUCUGUCCCCUGGAGAUGUACAGGGCGUCAAAAAAACCCAGGUAGUAUCUGUGCCUCCUGCCAAGUCUCACAGGAGGCCACAGGAGAAGGAGAAGAAAAGCAAAGAGACAGUGGUCAACACUGAUGUGGAGCCUCCAAAGUCAGGAGCUGCUGAUCAGAGUCAAGAGGAUCAGGAAGAUACCGAGAGCCAGUCGGUUGAGUCAGAGUCGUCUUCCCCUGCAGCACCAUAUCCAAACACCAUUCUUCUGCAGCCAGUUUCUCCUGUUUCAUCUCACAGUGAUCAUCCUUGUGACUCAGACGGCAAAACAACUGGUGAGAGAGUGGAAAUAGAUGCCAGCUCAACAGUUUGCAAGGAUUCAGAAACGGAAGAAUCGUCCUCUCCCUUGCAACAUCAAGCGGAGCAGGAUGUCACUGACUCUGAAACUUCGGGCGUCACCUCUGAACCCAAGAGCUCUGUUCCUUCAGACCCGUCACCUUCCCCGCCCUCUAAGGAGGUACUGUUGGAGCCUAAAGACCCAAAGAUGGAGGACCGUCAAAAUGAUACCCCCUCCCCUCCAGUCAGUGCCUUCUCCUCAGGCACCUCCACCACCAGUGACAUUGAGGUACUCGACCAUGAGAGUGUGCUGAGUGAGAGCUCGGCCAGUUCCAGGCAAGAGACGGGGGAGGGAAAAGCUGGCCUUCACCUAAUGCAGGGCUCCUUCCAGCUCCUUUCAGUCUCUACCUGUGGAGAUUUCCCCCGUCUAGAGGACUACCCCAAGCUCACAGAAAGCUGCGGCUCCUCCUCGGACGCUUUUGAGCGCAUCGAUUCAUUCAGCGUGCAGUCGCUGGAUAGCCGGAGUGUCAGUGAGGUUAACUCGGACGAUGAGAUCCCUGGCAGUCGGACGCUAGCAUCCGUAACUGCAGGGCCUGCCCCCAUGGCAGUCGUGUCAUCCACCGUAUGUCAAAGUCAGGAAGAGGGAGCUGUAGGGAAGGAGGAAGAGGAAGAGGAAGAGGAGGAAGAGGGGUUCAAUGAAAGUAUGAGGGAGCAGUCUGUGGAUGAGAUGGAGGAGAGUGGACGCAGUGCCACGCCUGUGAAUAGUGAGCAGCCUGAGGACUUGACAGAGCAGGAACAGGAAUCUGAGGCUAAUGUCACACUGUCCGGGCCCACCCCCGAGCCUGAAGAGCAGCCGAACCUGCCAAUCACAGAGGAGAUGAAGAGUGUUUCAACUUGUCAGAUUUUGGAGCUUCAAAAGGUCAUUGAUGAGUUGUCAAGCCGCCUUGAGAAGAGAGAAUCUCAGCUGCUGGCUGUCAGCAAGGAUAAGGCCAAGCUGGAGGAGGAAUGUGACAACCUCAAAGAUGAAGUGAUAAGCCUGAAGGAGGAGAGCUCCACCGUUCAGUCUCUUAAGGAUGAAUUCACCCAGCGCAUAGCAGACGCAGAGAGGAAGGCUCAGCUUGCCUGCAAGGAGCGGGACAUUGCCAAGAAGGAGAUAAAGGGCAUGCGAGAGGAACUGUCCACUCGGCUGAAUUCAAAUGAGACAAUGGAAAUCAUCAAGGAGAAAGAGGAGCAGAUCAGAGGCCUGCUUGAAGAAGGUGAGAAGCUGUCCAAGCAGCAACUGCAGCACUGCAACAUCAUUAAGAAACUGCGUGUAAAAGAGAAGGACAGUGACACAAAAAUCACUAAGCAGAGCAAGAAGAUCAAGGAACAGGAGGACGAGCUCAAGCACCUGCAGCAGGUUCUUGAUGGGAAGGAAGAAGUGGAAAAGCAGCACAGGGAGAACAUCAAGAAGCUGAAUGCCGUGGUGGAGCGCCAGGAGAAGGAGCUGAGCCGGCUGCAGACAGACUCCGAGGAGCUGCAAGAGAAAAACAGGAGCCUACAGGCUGCUCUGGACAACUCUUACAAGGAGCUGGCAGAGCUCCACAAGACCAACGCUAGCAGGGCCAGUGAAGCCCAAGAGGCAGCUCUGAGCAGGGAGACCCAGGCUAAGGAGCAGCUGAGCCUGGCCCUGGAGAAGGCCCAGGAGGAGGCCCGGAUACAGCAGGAGGCUCUAGCCAACCAGGUAGCUGACCUGCGGCUGGCUAUACAGAGAGCUGAGCAGCAACAGGCCAGGAAAGAGGAUUACCUGAGGGAGGAGAUCAGUGAGCUUCAGCAGAGGCUUCAGGAGGCAGAGACUAGGAAUCAGGAACUCAGUCAAAGCGUUACCUCAGCAACACGGCCCCUACUGCGACAGAUUGAAAACCUACAGGCUUCACUGGGGGGUCAGACGGCAUCCUGGGAAAAACUGGAGAAGAACAUCUCUGAUAGGCUAGCGGAUGCUCAGGCACAGCUGGCCAUUGCUGUAGAGAAAGAGCGUUCGGCAUCAGAGGAGCUGCUCGCCAUCAAGUCUCAGCUCGCCUCCCUGGAGUCCCAGAAUUCCCUGCUUCGUCAGGAGAAGGGCCGUCUCCUGGGACAACUAGAUGCUGAGAAAAGCAAGAGAGAGAAGCUAGAGGACGAGAGUAGCAGGGAGCACGUUGAACUGGAGAACCUGCAAGGAGAGCACAGUCGAAUGCUGGAGGAGGCUAAGAAAGAAAAGCUGCUGCUCACCAAUCAGCUUGAGAUGGAGAAGAUGAAGGUGGAGCAAGAGAAGAAGAAAUGCUACCUAGCACAAGAAACCCUCAAGGAAAAGGAGCGGAAGGCUAUGACCCACUCUGUAGGCGAGCCUCCAGCCUCCUCCACACCCUCCCUGUCCCGCUCCAGCUCCAUCAGUGGAGUGGACAACGCUGGUCUGCACACCUCUAUGCUUUCCCAGGAUGACCCUCUGGACCACUCGCUGGGCUCCAUGUCCAUGUCUUUGACCGGGACCAACCUGUACGAGGUUGCCAGGCUGUCUGGUGGCUCCAGCAUCAUCGAGAACCUCCAGUCUCAGCUCAAAUUGAGAGAAGGAGAGAUUGCACAGCUACAGCUUGAGAUCUCCAGUCUGGAGAGGAGUCGGUCUGUCAUGGCAGAGGAGCUGGUGCGGCUCACCAAUCAGAAUGAUGAGAUGGAGGACAAAGUGAAGGAGAUCCCCAAGCUGAGAAUUCAGCUCAAGGAUCUUGAGCAGAGGCACAACACCAUCCUGCAGAUGUACGGAGAGAAGGCUGAGGAGGCAGAGGAGCUGAGGCUGGACCUAGAAGAUGUCAAGAAUAUGUACAAAACCCAGAUCGAUGAACUCCUCCAGAACCAGAAAUAGACUCGCUUUCCUGCUCUGUCGUGCAUUUGGGACACCCAUGAAAAACAAAGUACAGCAACAACAAAAAAUAAAUAAAUAAAUAAAUAAAGACAAGACACAAUAAACCAACUUAGGUAGACAUGCAUUCACUGCAGCAGAUUUAAGAGAGAGUUUGAUAUUGUGUUUCAUCACUGUCUCAAAAGAAAAUUGAUCUAUCUUUUAUGUUUAUUUUAUUUUAAUUAUCAGAUACUUUAGCUAUUUAAGUGGGGGUAUUGGGAAUGUGGGAACAGUACAAAUACAGUACAGUUUACUGAACCAAUAUGAAGGAUAUUCAGUUGAUUGAGUUAUAGUUGUUAAUUAUUGGGAAUCUUUGGGGAGUUUUUACACAUUGUUUUAGGUAUAAUUUCUCCUAAUCAUACCUUUGAGAGAGUAUUAUAAGGGCAGUUUUUAACUGUAGGAACUGAUAAGGAUGUUUGCACUAUUCAAUUUCAUCCUUGUUUAAUUCAUCGCAGAUUGAUAUAUAAUCAGAAUGGUUAAAGAUAUAUAUUGAAAAUUAUUGCACAGUGGAUUACAUGCUUUGAUUGCAACUCCUUACAAAUCACAAAAUGUGUAGACUUUGGGGGGUAACCUAUGCGGAGAAUCCUGAAGAUUGGGUUUUGCGUUGUAUAUAAAUGUGUAAAUGAAUAAACAUUUAUUUGGGUGGUGAAAAGUAGUGGUUGAUAUGUAAUUUUAAUUGUGUGGAAAUCAUUGUGAAUAAAUUUGAAGUGUAAAGAAAAAAUCUCUGACACUGUAUUAGUCCCCUCUGGCAGGAUAGGCCAAGGACCUGAGACUAAAGACCCCUGUUUGAUAAAAUUUUAUCCCAAGAAACCCUAUCUUGGAAGAUGGUGUAAUUGUGAUUUUGUAUAGAUAUACAUAUCUCCAUACUGUUGGUGGUUUGAUAACAGGUGGCAGUGAGAUAAUUGGGAUACUUACCUCUCUAGGCCCUGGGAGGCCCUUUUACUACUAACCAAACUGGAAAGAAUUUGCACAUGGAAAAUGAAACUGUUCAGUACCUCA
This is a messenger RNA of Myripristis murdjan (pinecone soldierfish), 4515 nucleotides long. RefSeq names its product TATA element modulatory factor 1 (gene tmf1). The transcript has 17 exons. The record is from RefSeq and is a predicted model, not a curated record. Gene Ontology annotation, cellular component: Golgi apparatus; endoplasmic reticulum. Bases 1 to 3480 code for a protein of 1159 amino acids. Lineage: Eukaryota; Metazoa; Chordata; Actinopteri; Holocentriformes; Holocentridae.